AUGAAGAAAAAACUCGAAAAUGACGAAUAUUUUGAAUAUAAAAAAUUUGAAGCAGUGAAGGAAGACAUUUUUGUCUACAUGUAUCUGACGCAUAGUGAAGUUUUAAUUCCCCAACACACUUUGUCACUGUUGACUUACCCCCCCUUUUUUUUUAUAUGUUCCAGAAGGCUACUGUGCGAAGUUAAUAGUAUAUUAAGGCAAGACGAAAAAAGAAACGCAGAAUUACUUCAACUUAAGAAGAGGAACUUACUCCAUUGCAAUCCUUUGGAAAAAAAACACUCCUAUCAUUUUUCCAUCCAUCUUGAUAUUUUUGGGACUUCAAAUGGGUCCCCAGAAAAUAAAAGCGUCAUAAGUGAGUGUUCGGAUGAUGAUCCAUCUUCAACACGAGAGGGAAAUAGUCUAUCGGUGGACAAACGACUGACAGGUGACGAAACGGACGCGGAAAAAAGAAGUGCCGAAAAGGUAACGAACGAUUCCAUCAACUGUAAAAAUCACUCGAAGCAGAAGUAUGUCAUCCUCCCACUUGAGCAUUUUUACCCCUCCGAAGAGUUAAAUAAUUACAGAAUUAGCAUAGAUUUUACGCACCUGGAGUAUUGA
This is a messenger RNA of Plasmodium inui San Antonio 1, 597 nucleotides long. RefSeq lists its product as hypothetical. Lineage: Eukaryota; Apicomplexa; Aconoidasida; Haemosporida; Plasmodiidae. The record is from RefSeq and is a predicted model, not a curated record. The transcript has a single exon. The coding region runs from base 1 to 597 and encodes 198 amino acids.